Messenger RNA from Exaiptasia diaphana, 1531 nucleotides. RefSeq names its product neuromedin-K receptor-like. Gene Ontology annotation, cellular component: membrane. Lineage: Eukaryota; Metazoa; Cnidaria; Anthozoa; Actiniaria; Aiptasiidae. The transcript has a single exon. Bases 105 to 1214 code for a protein of 369 amino acids. Gene Ontology annotation, molecular function: G protein-coupled receptor activity. The record is from RefSeq and is a predicted model, not a curated record. Gene Ontology annotation, biological process: G protein-coupled receptor signaling pathway.
UAAAAAUAGCAAACGUUGUCGACGACGUUUGCUUUGUGCAUACUUUGCAUGUACGAAUCAAAUGUUAUAGCUCCAUCGUACAGCGUUUUUUAUAGUUUCAUAAUAUGGAGGGAAAACUGAAUUCUAAUUUAACUAAUGACGCCUUCCAAGUGAAUGCAUCUAACUUCAGGCAUCAUGAUCUAUAUUCUGAAAAUGUUUUCUACGAUUUGAUUCCUGUGAAAACUGCAGCCUACUGCCUUCUCCUGUUGGUAUCUGUUCUUGGUAACAUCUUCAUUAUAACAACUGUUUGCAAAGAUGAGCGACUAAAAACUACUACAAACUUUUUGGUGGCUAACUUGGCAGUCAGUGAUUUCAUAGCAUCAUUUUUCCUAGUACCAUUACAGCUUACUCGGUUAUAUUUUGGAAAGAAAUGGUUCAUUAUGGGGGAAUUCGGAGACGCUUUAUGUAAACUAAGUAUCUUUAUUCCCGACACUUCAACRUCAGUUUCGUUUUACAGCUGCGUUUUCAUCGCCUUUGAUCGAUAYCUCGCUGUUGCUCAUCCACUGAGAGGAGGCUUUAGCAGGUCUCGGCUAAAGUACAUCAUACCAGGGAUWUGGAUCUUUUCAGCACUGAAUGUGUCUCCCUACUUUUAUUCUUUUAAGUUAGUUACCUCUCAUAAUUCACAUUUCUGUUUCUAUGAGGACGAAAGGUUUUUAAAGGCUCACUUUUAUUUCCUUGUCGUAGUUAACUUUGUUAUUCCAAUGCCGAUCAUAACAACUUUGUAUUCAAUGAUCGUGUACAAGCUUCGUCGUCAUAAAGCCCCAGGAAAUACAACAGAUGUUGCAUUAGAAAGAAGACGGCAGCAAAACAACAAAGUGACGAAAAUGUCCAUAACUAUUGUCAGCCUGCAAUUCUUGAGUUGGGCAUAUUUCAGUGUUAUUGUAAUUUUAUCAUGGGAAGGUAUCAUGAUAAAAUCCCGUAUCCUUAGCGAUAUUGUUUACUUUUCCGGUAAUUUUAUAGUUGACAUGAGUUAUUCUUAUAACUUUUUCAUCUAUUUGGUCUUUAAUGGUAUAUACCGUGAAAAUUUUAAACGAAUAAUAUCCAAGUGCAUCUGUAGAGGUGCUUGUAGUGCUGUGGUGGUAAGGCCUGACAUUGCAGGGAUCGAAAAUUCUACGUGUAAUGGUGGAGAAGACCAGACUCGUACACUUCACAUGGAAACUUUGAACCCUUCAUAAACUUAGGAUUUGGUCGGACCACAGAGCCUUAUGAGUUCCUAGAGUGACAUGGUAGCAUUAUUCUGACAACCAAUUUUUAUGGAAGGAAAAAGGAUUGCUUUUCAACAACAAACCUUUGAGGGGAUAGAAUGUUCUAGAUAUAAAUUCAAAGAAAUUUAGAAUAGAACAAUAAAAAAGAGAAACACCGGACCUUUAAAGCUUAUGGUCCAAACCGCCCGAACCCCCCAGCCUACGGUCAUGAAUAUCACAAUUUCAGAGAUUGGUCUUGAAGUAAUGUUUAAAGUCCGACAAUGAGGACUGGACGGGGUUUCAAGUCC